AUGUAUGGACGCCGCACUGCCGUCCUCGGCAUCAUGACGCUCGUUAACGCCAUGGCCACCACGGUCCAGAAUCUGUCGUUUGGAGCCGACAACUUCUACCGUAGCGAGAGCUACCGCACCAACGUGGCGGGCAACCUCUUCUACCCACGCAACCUAAGCCGCAGUGUCGAGACUCCUGCCAUCGUCGUCGGCCACCCCAUGGGUGCCGUCAAGGAGCAGAGCGCCAAUCUUUAUGCCACCAAACUUGCCGAGCAGGGUUUCAUCACUAUCUCUAUCGACCUCCCCCACUGGGGCGGUAGUGAUGGUGAACCCCGCAACGCCGUUUCGGCCGAAUACUAUGCAGAGGCGUUCAGAGCCGCAGUCGACUACCUCGGCCUACAGGAAUUUGUCGACCAGCGCAAGGAGCUCAUCAACGCCGCCGCCGCACAGCGCUGGACCGAGUCCGAGGGCGCGGAGCCCGGGUUGAUCGGUGGCACUGUGGACAGGCGCGAGGACGCUACGGAUGCUAUUCAGCAAGAGUUCUACGACUUUUACCGCACCACUCGCGGUGAGAUCACACCCCUAGGUGCUUUACUUGACACCACGACUCACCCGACACGCUCGAGCCAAGUCAAGUUCCUUAGCUUUUACCCCUUCAACGAUAUCGACACUAUCGCGCCUAGGCCCCUGCUUUUCGUCUCCGGUGACCAGGCCCACUCGCGUGAAUUCAGUGAGGAGGCCUAUAGGCUUGCUGCUGAGCCCAAGGAGCUGAUCUGGGUCCCUGGUGCUGGCCACGUUGAUCUCUACGAUCGUGCGGAGCUCAUCCCCUUUGACAGAUUGACUCGCUUUUUCAAGCAAAGCCUGUAA
Fusarium pseudograminearum CS3096 is the source of this 846-nucleotide messenger RNA. RefSeq lists its product as uncharacterized. The record is from RefSeq and is a predicted model, not a curated record. Lineage: Eukaryota; Fungi; Ascomycota; Sordariomycetes; Hypocreales; Nectriaceae. The transcript has 2 exons. The coding region runs from base 1 to 846 and encodes 281 amino acids.